Messenger RNA from Procambarus clarkii (red swamp crayfish), 903 nucleotides. Lineage: Eukaryota; Metazoa; Arthropoda; Malacostraca; Decapoda; Cambaridae. The record is from RefSeq and is a predicted model, not a curated record.
UCUAACAAGAACCUGAAGGCGAUCGCCAAGAGGCUGUCUAUAUGGACCGCGGAUCAGGACAACGAUAUAGCGCGUAUGAUCAUAUACAGCAAGACAGUAUACCUUAGCAGUGAGAGCGCCCACUUGAAGCAGGCCUCGGCGCUCAAUAAGCAGGAGGGCAAUGUAGGAAGAGCUCCCUGCAGGAUCCAUCUGGCAGCCCAGAGCCUUCAGGAGGAUUUCCUUGGCUUCAUGAUUAAUAAAAACAGUUGGCUUAAAGAACAAGUAAACGAACGAAUCCGGUGGCUGCGGUCCUUCGGGGUGGUCGAAUACAUGUACCAAACGUUCAACCCCGUUGGCUGUCGUCUGAAAAUUGUCCAGAAACGCCAGUGCAAAUCUAAGAGCCUCACCCUGUGGCAGCUCCAGGGAGCGUUCUGGAUGUGGCUAGUGGGAGUGGCUGUAGCCUCCGUCACCCUGGUCUUGGAGCUGUUCCAGGCUCCCACUGUCGGUGCUAGAGCUCCUUCUAGCACCAACAGCUGGUGUUAGAGGUCCUUCAGGCACCAACAGCUGGUGUUAAAAGUUCUCUACUCACCAACAGCUGGUGUUAGAGGGUCUUCAGAAAUAAUACACUUGGCAUUAGGGGGUUCGUUUGGCAAAGAAAUUGGUGUUAGAGGAGCUUCUAAUACCCACCGUUGGUGUUAAGAGAAACUUCUGAAGCCCUUAAGAUGCAGAUAUCUACUUCCAAUGAUGGCUAAUGACCUUCCGGCAUAAGACUCCAGAAGAUGUUUUUCCAAAUUUCCAAAGAUUACUAUUCCCAUUAGGAUGAAAAUCCCGUUCGAUGUAUAAUAUUACACGAAGGUCCGUUCUACAACACUGUGUAGGAUAAUACAAUGUGUGCAGGAUAAUACAAUGCAUAUUUUGGAUCUA